UUCUUAAUUAAAAAAAUUAGAAGCAUGGAUGAAUUAAGUAGUUAUGAAAACAAUGGAAGUAUGAGUAGUUCUGAAGAUACUAUUUCAGAUGAAAGUGAAAGUAUAACAGAAAACAUUGAAGAAGAUACAGGCACUCAAGAUACAAAUUCUGCAAUUUACCUUAAUAAAGAUGGAAAAAAGCAAUUCAUUUAUCAUUGUAAAUCCCACGAAGAAGCACUUCAAUAUAUUAAAAAAUAUGAGUUAGCAACAACAACACGAUUUGUGGUGUUUAAGGCGAAUAAAAAUUUUGGAGCAACUGAGAUUCUUACCAAGACUCAUAAUGUACUUUGGGAUGAUUUUGCUAUGAUUUGCGAUGAUUUUCAAUCAAAUUACGUUCAAAAGACGUCAUGUUGUCAAUAA
This is a messenger RNA of Hydra vulgaris (swiftwater hydra), 399 nucleotides long. RefSeq lists its product as uncharacterized. The record is from RefSeq and is a predicted model, not a curated record. NCBI's taxonomy places the organism in Eukaryota, Metazoa, Cnidaria, Hydrozoa, Anthoathecata, Hydridae.